Coccomyxa subellipsoidea C-169 is the source of this 870-nucleotide messenger RNA. Its product is annotated as Metallo-dependent phosphatase. Gene Ontology annotation, molecular function: hydrolase activity. Bases 1 to 870 code for a protein of 289 amino acids. The transcript is spliced from 6 exons. NCBI's taxonomy places the organism in Eukaryota, Viridiplantae, Chlorophyta, Trebouxiophyceae, Coccomyxaceae. The record is from RefSeq and is a predicted model, not a curated record.
AUGCUCGAUUUCUACAGAAACUGGUUUGGGAGCAGGAACUCAAAAUUCUGCACAGAAGAAUUCCCAAAGGUGACAAGGCAGCCUACGUUUCUGCCAGCUGUCCCUCGCUUGGUGGCCAUAGGUGAUCUGCACGGAGAUCUGAAGAAGGCUCGCCGCGCGUUCAGGCUCGGUGGGCUCACAGACGCGAAUGACAGGUGGAUAGGCGGCACCACCACUGCUGUCCAGGUCGGGGACCAAUUGGAUCGUGGCAAUGAUGAGGUGCGGAUCCUGUAUUUUCUCGAGAGGUUGGAGCGGGAGGCUGAGAGGGCCGGGGGCAAGCUGCACAUCCUGAACGGCAAUCAUGAGACCAUGAACGUGGCCGGGCGGUUCAACUACGCCACGCUGCCGGGCCUGGCCGACUUCUAUCAUCAUUUUGCACCUGGUAUUGGCUUCUCAGAAGCACUUCACUGCAGCGCAGGUGCUGUGACUGCUCGGUUUCUAGCGGAUCAUCCCAUAGCGCUGCAGAUCGGCUCCACUGUGUUUGUGCACGGCGGCGUGCUGCCGCAGCAUGCCGAGCUGGGUCUCGAGCGCAUCAACCAGGAGACGCGCGCCUGGAUGCGCGGAGAAGCCUUGCGCAUGCCCUCCUUCCUCACCGGCCGGCAGGCCAUCGUCUGGGCCCGGGAAUACUCUGCAGGCGCGCCCUUCCUUGACAGCCAGCGGUGCGACUGCGCGGCGCUGGAGCAGGUGCUGGGGAGGCUGCCGGGCGCCGAGCGCAUGGUUGUGGGCCACACAAUCCAGGACGCGGGCAUCAACAGCGCAUGUGAAGACCGGGUAUUCCGCAUCGAUGUGGGACUCUCCAAGGGCUGCGGCGAUGGCGAGCCGCAGGUUUGA